This is a messenger RNA of Anolis sagrei ordinatus, 4177 nucleotides long. The record is from RefSeq and is a predicted model, not a curated record. Lineage: Eukaryota; Metazoa; Chordata; Lepidosauria; Squamata; Anolidae.
AUGCCUCUCCUGCCCCGUGCCCUCGCCAGAUGGCGGGAGAGCGAGGCAGGGAGGCGAGCUUUGCGCGGGCCAGGCCCGCACAGAGGAUGCCUCUCCUGCCCCGCGCCCUCGCCGGAUGGCGGGAGAGCGAGGCAGGGAGGCGAGCUUUGCGCGGGCCAGGCCCGCACAGAGGACGCUUUGCCCGCCUCGCCCCCCCUGCCGAAUAGCGGGAGAGCGAGGCAGGAGAGAAAUCCUUACUUUUUUUUACUGCCAAAACUCCAGCAGGUAGGAAUGGUGCCCCAGAGUCUGGAUGCCCUGUUGAUCUUCUUCCUCCUGGACCUGAACAAAGGAGGUCUUGCAGAGAACUUUCAGCAGGCUUUUCGAGUGGAACCAGUUAAUACCACCAUUCAUGAAGGGGAAACAGCUCUGUUAAAGUGUGAGGUGGACAACCCCUCUGGCAUUGUGCAAUGGGUGAAGGAUGGGCUUUUGCUGGGCCCAGACCGGCACAUUCCACGGUUUCCUCGUUACAGCAUGGUGGGGGACACCAAUAAAGGCCAGUAUCACUUGCAAGUAAUGAGGAGUCAACUGGAUGAUGACGCUUCAUAUGAAUGCCAGGUGGGACCCUCCGAGAAAAGUGCUGGUAUUAUUUCCCGCAGCGUGCAGCUUACGGUGCUUAUUCCCCCCAAAAGACCACUCAUUAUGGAAUAUGAAGCCAACAGUACUGUGACUUGGGUGGCUGGCAAGGAAUACACGCUAAGUUGCCAAGUGAAUGAUGCCCGGCCUCCAGCUGAGAUUGCCUUUAGUACGGGUGACAAAGAUCUGACAGAUGUGACAUCUCACGUCCAGCCUGGCUCCAAUGAUAAACUCUUUAACACUGAGGCAACCCUUAGGUUCACCCCCAGGAGUUUAGACAAUAGGCAGCGGUUGACCUGCAGAGCCUCCAACGCUGUUGCUAUAAUCCCAUCGGUUGUUGCCUUCACCAUGAACAUCCUGUUCCCACCUCAGCCCCCACAUAUUGAAGGAUAUACCGACCCUAUAGCAAAAGGCAAGGACCUCCAAUUGACCUGCCUUUCUUUGAGUGGAAACCCAUUGGCAACCCUGCAGUGGAUGAAGAAUGACGAAGUCAUUUCUACUAACUGGGAGACGGAUGAGGCCAAGCAAUUGUCCAGGAGUUCCCUGAGCAUCAGCAUCAAAGCAGAAGACAACAUGGCUACUGUGACCUGCCAGGCCUUGAACCAAGUAUUGACGAUUCCUCUGCAAGCCAGCAUCGUACUGCAUGUGGUCUUUCCUCCUGAACAGGUGAAAAUCAUUGGCUCAAGCAGCACUCAAGAGGAGAAGGAGAUUUCUCUGUCUUGUUUUACUUCACCCAGCAACCCACCAGUUUUCGUACGCUGGUGGCUGGGCUGGAGGGAGCUCAAUGCCACUGAGGUCACCAACUCAGAGGCAGCCCAUGGAGGAAUGAUUACAGUAUCGAACCUGACAUAUGUCGUACAUCGAGAAGACAAUGGUCUAUCGCUGAUCUGUGAGGCUUUCAAUGAAGCCAUAAUGUACACCAAGACUGCUAGUGUGGCCCUCAGAGUAAUGUAUCCACCUCAGAAAAUCUGGAUUGAUGUGCCACCUCUAGAAACAUGUUUCCGAGCUGGUAAUGAAGUCAAACUCACCUGUUUUGCCAGCGGUGGUAACCCUCCACCUCGUCUUGAGUGGUAUAAGGUGACCUGUACAAACAUAGGAGGAGCCACAGCAACAUGUGGGCAGCAACAACUGCUGUCUCCUGGCAAAAGUGGACUAUUGAAGCCCUGCCUGGGAAAGCAGGAAAUCAAGAGUGUAAGGGAUGGAAUAACCUCAAGGACAUCAGGGAAUAUUGUUUCCAGGGAGCUGAGCCUGACCCUUACGCCCAGUGACAACAUGGCUACCUACCGUUGCAAUGCUACCGGUGCUUCCAGAACCCCAGCACUCACUGCAUAUACUCUUCUUCAUGUCCAGUUCCCACCUCUACAUGCAACGAUUGCAACGACAGACAAAGAGUUGAGACGAGGCCAGUUGGUGACCCUGAACUGUAAAUCGGGAAGCAGCAACCCGCCUGCCAGUCUCACUUGGAUCAAAGAUGGAAAGAAAUUGGAUGCAACUAAUUUAGGACAGAAGAAAGCAGAAUACAGUGGUUUCUCCACUUCUGGGAGAGUCGCUCUGAGGGUAUCAUCUGCAGACCAUGGGAAGAGGGUGGAAUGUCAUGCAUUCAGCUCAGUUCUCUCUGAAGGUGUGAAUUCCUUCCACCAACUCACUGUCUUAUUCCCACCAGAGUUUUCCAGUGAGCAGGUCCAUAUAGUGCACGCCGUGGAGCACGGGGCUGUUCAGCUGCCUCUUCUGGUCUCUGCCAGCCCUCCUGAGAUCACUUAUCACUGGAGCUUCCUGGGAGAGGUAUUUCUGACAGAGGGUUCCCCACGGUACCACCUGCGGGAUGGUGGCUCUCUGGAGAUCUGGAACGUGACCCGAGCUGAUGCUGGAAAAUACAAGAUCCACUGUGAGAACGCAGAAGGGCACAAUGAGACAACAAUCACUUUGGAUGUGCAAUAUGCCCCAUCCAUUCGCAGCAUUGGAGACCCAACCUUUGUGGACUUGGGGGGCUCAGCAGAGAUUGUGUGCCAGGCGGAUGCCAACCCUGCACCCUUGGGCAUGUUUCAGUGGAGGUGGCUGGCUGAUUUGGAGCAAAGCUUGGAAGACCUUGGCAUUGAAGUUCUCUCAGAAGGGCUAACAGGACAACUGAGGGUCAAAGAGGCACAACGGACACAUGCUGGACUCUAUGAAUGCCAAGUGGACAAUGGCAUCUCUCCAGCAGCAAGGAGCAGUGCCCGCUUGAUUGUGCGGUAUCCACCAGAGAUCAUCAAGGGCCCCGGUCAGAGAAAAGUGGCAGCUACAGGGGAUGGGAAAAGCCAAGCUGUGCUCCAGUGCAGCGCUCAGGGUGUCCCGAAGGUGCAGUUCAGCUGGGCCAAGAAUGGAGUUUCCUUGGACCCUGACAGCCCCAGGCAUACUGUGGUUACGAGCCAUGUGGGUUCCUUGCAUACCAGCACCUUAACCAUUGCCAAUGUGAGCGCGGUUCAUGACUACGCCACCUUCACCUGCACAGCCAGCAACGAACUUGGCACAGAUACUCUUGACAUCCAGCUACUUAGUACCAGUCGCCCUGACCCACCCACAGAGUUGAAGGUCAUUGGGGUUUCCCACAAUUGGCUGGCCCUGGAAUGGACCCCAGGCUUUGAUGGAGGGCUUCAACAAAGCUUUCGUAUCAGGUAUCACUGGCCUGGCGUCCCCAGCUUUCUGUAUGUGGAUGUCUUCCCACCACAAUCCAGAGUGUUUACCUUAACAGGCCUGCAGUCAGACACCCUCUACAACGUCUCUGUCAAUGCACGCAAUGCUCUUGGGGAAAGCGACUUUGCUGAUGGACUUAGCAUCACCACUGCAGAGAGAAUGCAAGAACCAAUUGACAGAGAUCCAGGGAUUUCACCUGAACCCAAACCAGACAGACCCCUGCUGCCUCUUCCCAUCAUCAUUCUUCUGGGAGCCCUUGCGGGGCUCCUGAUAACAUCCAAUUUAUUGUUCCUGGGCUGCCUACUUUACAGGCGGCAGGUGCAAGGUCUGAAAGAAGAUGGAACCACUGGAGAAAACAAGGCAAAGGUGCGAUUUGGGAACAACUAUACUGUAUGCAGUUGGCUGAAGUGUAGUGCUCGCCCAGCCCAGCUAGAAGAGCACAGUUCUGAGAGCAGCUCUACAAAGAUGUCAACAUCUGGUUCUGCAGCUACUACAGAGACUUGGUCACAGUUGGGUCACCAUGCUGAAAAAGAGAGAAAUGCCACCAUUACAGAUCAUAAUAUCCUGCCACCUUGGCUUGGCUCCUCAGAGCCUCAUGAGUAUGAAGAAGUGAGGAUGGCAAGGGCUUAUGAGGAGCUGGCGCCUCUGUAUGACAUCUGGCACCCUAAGGAGGAACCACAGGUUCACGAAUAUGCAAGCCCCUACCAACAGAUUGGAGGAUUGCCGGCUGACUAUGCAAAAGUCAUACAGAUCUAUGAUCCGGUGGCGAAUUACCUGCUCCCGCAAGAGGAGCUGCCAUUUGAGCAGCAAGGGGAACUGGUCUAAGCAGAGCAACAAUCUGCUUGUCUGAUCCAUCAGGAUUUGGUUGUCUUCUAUAAAGUAACCCGUGAUUAUA